UUCAUUUUAGAUGAAAGUUAAUGACAUCACAAAGAGCAAGACGAUUGUGCAGUUUGAAGACGAGUUCAUAACAGAUAAAGAUUAUCUUAUCUGUAGUUUUGACGAUAGGCAGUCGUGGUAUAGAUAUGCUCUUCGACCGAGAAAUGAAAAAUUAUCAUGCGUUCUUCCGAAACUUCCAACACACUGCUUUGUGACAGGAAGACAGGGGAAUACAAUUGUCAAAGAACAAGCCUUGUCAUAUUUCCCGGACAUAGAAAUACAUCAGAUAAGAAAAGAAAGUUGUUCAAUCUAUAUGCAGGCGGACAAAAGAAUACGUAUGUCAUUUCCACCAGACUGUGUCGAUGAUAAUUGUGAGCUCUAUUUAAUGAUGGACUUGCCCGAGAGACAGAUUUGUCCAUUUAUUCAUGUAUAUAUCACAAAGUCCACCGGUCGCCCCGUUGAAAUCAGUUUGCCAAUAGUUUAUCAAGGAUCCAAGAAUACAGAGAAUUUGAUUAUUACCAGGGAAGGAAACGGUGAAUGGAUGACCUUGAACUCUUUGUUGAAAUUAGAUGCUGCCGGAUAUACAUUUGAGACUUCCAUUAUUAAAUCAAACGUACCAACAGCAUUUGGAAUAAAAGAAGCUGUGUUGCCUUGGGUAUGUCGUUAA
Saccostrea cuccullata (small rock oyster) is the source of this 646-nucleotide messenger RNA. RefSeq lists its product as uncharacterized. The record is from RefSeq and is a predicted model, not a curated record. Bases 11 to 646 code for a protein of 211 amino acids. Lineage: Eukaryota; Metazoa; Mollusca; Bivalvia; Ostreida; Ostreidae. The transcript has 6 exons.